AGAAACAUAACAGUGCGCUCGCAACCUUGGCAGUUUGUUCAGUCUUUUCCGUUUAGCAAAACGCGAAGUUAACAUGUCUUUACAAGAUCGACGUAACGAAGAGUGGGACAAGAAUGGCCCUGCUAGUGAAGAAAAGGAAUUACAGGGAUAUGACGGUCCACCAGGAAUGGACCCCGAUGGCAUCAUCGAGUCCAACUGGGAGGAAGUGGUCGAUAAUUUCGACGACAUGAACCUGAAAGAGGAACUGUUGAGGGGUAUCUACGCCUACGGUUUCGAGAAGCCUUCUGCCAUCCAGCAACGUGCAAUUAUCCCCUGUAUUAAAGGACACGACGUCAUAGCCCAGGCCCAGUCUGGUACCGGUAAGACUGCCACAUUUUCCAUUUCCAUCCUCCAGCAAAUCGACACCUCGGUGCGGGAAUGCCAAGCACUGAUUCUGGCGCCCACUCGGGAACUGGCCCAACAGAUCCAAAAGGUAGUGAUCGCCCUGGGGGAUUUCAUGUCGGCGCAAUGCCACGCCUGCAUCGGCGGCACCAACGUUCGGGAGGACAUGAGAAAACUGGACACGGGCGUGCACGUGGUGGUGGGCACGCCCGGCAGGGUGCAGGACAUGAUAAAUCGCAGAGCUUUAAGAGCGAACCACAUAAAGAUGUUUGUGCUAGACGAGGCGGACGAGAUGUUGUCCAGGGGGUUCAAGGACCAGAUCCACGAUGUAUUCAAAUUGUUAAAUUCCGACGUCCAGGUCGUCCUGCUGUCCGCCACGAUGCCGACGGACGUGCUCGACGUCACAAAGUCCUUCAUGAGGAAUCCCGUCAGGAUCCUGGUUAAGAAGGAGGAACUCACCCUGGAGGGUAUCAAACAGUUCUUCGUGUACGUGGAACGGGAGGACUGGAAGCUGGAGACGUUGUGCGACUUGUACGAUACCUUGUCGAUUGCGCAGGCCGUGAUCUUCUGUAAUACCAGGCGUAAGGUCGACUGGCUCACGGAGAACAUGCACAAAAGGGACUUUACCGUGUCGGCCAUGCACGGCGACAUGGAACAGAGGGAGCGUGACGUCAUCAUGCGUCAGUUCAGGACGGGGUCUUCGAGGGUCCUUAUCACCACCGAUCUGCUCGCCAGGGGUAUCGAUGUACAGCAAGUGUCACUAGUUAUAAAUUACGAUUUGCCAUCGAAUAGGGAAAACUACAUUCAUAGGAUCGGACGUGGCGGAAGGUUCGGCCGUAAGGGGGUAGCUAUAAAUUUUGUAACGGAGGAGGACAAACGCACGCUUAAGGAUAUCGAGCAGUUUUACAAUACAAAGAUUGACGAAAUGCCAAUGAAUGUGGCGGAUCUUAUCUAAACCGUGUUGCUGUGUGUACGACGACGUUUCCUGAAGGUCAUAUGGUGCAGCAACAAACACCUCUGGGCACCAGUUUUUGGAAAUAAAGAUCUAAAUUCCAUUUUAAUUUCAA
Anoplophora glabripennis (Asian longhorned beetle) is the source of this 1448-nucleotide messenger RNA. RefSeq names its product eukaryotic initiation factor 4A-I (gene eIF4A). NCBI's taxonomy places the organism in Eukaryota, Metazoa, Arthropoda, Insecta, Coleoptera, Cerambycidae. The record is from RefSeq and is a predicted model, not a curated record. Gene Ontology annotation, molecular function: RNA binding; ATP binding; RNA helicase activity. The transcript is spliced from 4 exons. The coding region runs from base 74 to 1336 and encodes 420 amino acids.